AUGGCUGACAGUCGUUCGUUCGUUGACGUGAAGCAGUCUUAUCAAUCUACGGAUUUUGGUCCCGCCUGUGACGAAAACCAUGUAGACAAAAGCAUCAGCAACGGGUUGACGGCCAAAGCCGGGGCGACCGUCGUCGACUCGACGGUAUAUCCCGACAAGGCGCCGUUGCUACAGGCUAAUUUGUUUCGUAGCCUCAGCGGUUUCAGCGGAGCGUUUACCUUUGGGAUCCUGCAUCUUGGCGAAGGGGGCUUCGUCAUUGGCCAGGCCGGAAUCCUGUUGACUUUCGUGCAGCUGCUUCUGGCGUACUCUAUCAUUUUUUGUACGGUGCUUUCUUUGUGUGCCAUAUCUACCAAUGGCGCCAUUGAAGGAGGUGGAGUCUAUUAUAUGAUUAGUCGAGCCCUUGGUCCUGAAUUCGGCGGAAGUAUUGGCGUACUGUUUUUUAUAGCAAAUAUUUUUUCGUGUUCGCUGUACACCGCAGGAUUUACAGAAGCGCUCGUUAGCAAUUUUGGACCCGGAGGCUAUACGGUGGACGACGGUAUGCCAAGCGGGCGGUGGUACGAUUUUGCAUACGCGUUCUGCGUUACUUUGGUGAUUUUGGUCAUAAGUUUGGUGGGAGCCGAAAUGUUCGCGAGAACCUCUUUACUGGUGCUGGUGGUGGUAGCCGUUUCGUACCUCUCGUUCAUUCUCAGCCUUAUGGUCAAGGAUUAUAAGGUGCCGAUACCUCUGCCGGAAAACAAUCCGUUCGGCAAAGAAACGAAGGACGAAAACGGGACGAUCAUAUUCUCGAAUGCGACCACUUACGCGAACUAUACGGGCGUACGUUCAGCCACCUUUGCGCAAAAUCUCUACGCACACUGGGGCGUCGACUACACCACUGGCCUGAGCAUCAAUUUUGCUGUAGUGUUUGCAGUGGUGUUCAGCGGCAUCACCGGCCUGAUGGCUGGUGCAAAUAUGUCCGGCGAGCUGAAGAAUCCGAACCUAUCUAUUCCGCGGGGGACACUGCAGGCGGUGUUCACGACGCUUUUAAUCUACAUGUUGACAACGUUCCUGGUCGGCGCUUCUUGCACGCACGAUCUACUCGUCAACAACUACAUUGUCAUGCAAAACAUUAACAUCUGGCCACCCUUCAUCCUCAUCGGCAUCUUUGCGGCGACGUUAGCGGCGGCGAUGAGCAACUUGAUCGGUGCCUCACGGGUUUUGUCCAGACUCGCAGACGAUCGACUCUUUGGUGAGCAGUCUUACUGUACGAGCGAAAUUCAGGAUGUUCCAGUGUUACGACAGAAGCCAUUUUUCGUGGAAAUGCCGCGGUAGCA
Molecule: messenger RNA, 1313 nt
Organism: Soboliphyme baturini
Lineage: Eukaryota; Metazoa; Nematoda; Enoplea; Dioctophymatida; Soboliphymatidae
Source: the annotation of a GenBank genome assembly